Rotaria sordida is the source of this 1641-nucleotide messenger RNA. NCBI's taxonomy places the organism in Eukaryota, Metazoa, Rotifera, Eurotatoria, Philodinida, Philodinidae. The record is from the annotation of a GenBank genome assembly.
AUGAACACUCCAAUCUCUAUAAAUAAUAAUAAAACUGACAGAUACACAGAUGUUACUGUCAAUACAACAAUACCAUCAUCAUCAAGUCUACAUCAAGGAACAUAUAUUACACCAGUAUAUCUAAAUUUAUACGAUUUAGGUGGAUGUAUUAAUGCUUCUAUUCAUUCGAUAGGUUUAUUAUUUUAUCAUUGUGCUGUACAAGCACAUUUAGCUGAAUACGGGUAUUAUAUGGGACAUCCAUAUAAAUUUACUGGUCUUUAUAAAACAUCAAAACAUGAUUCACGUUUUCAUUUAUAUCGAUUACGUGAUUCAAUUGAAGUUGGAUGGACAUGGUUUAGUGAGAAAGAAAUUGAUCAAAUUAUUAAUAAUCUUAAACCUUUCUAUUUGGGUAUUGAUUAUCAUACAAUAAAUAAAAAUUCAAUACAUUUUGCUAAAUAUCUUCUUGAACAACUUUCUAAUGAUCCACAAUUAAAACAUCUUGAACCAAUUAAAAUUAUUAAAUUUCCAUCUUAUAUUGAUCGUGCUCGUCGUUUAAGUCAUACUUUUGAAUUUUUAAAAAUAUUCGAUAGAGAAAAAGAUAUAGCUGAAAUAAAUAUUCUUUAUUUUCUUUAUAUGAAUUAUGAAGGUAAUAUAAAACAAAUUUGUCAAAUUCUUAAAUGUGAUACAAUCAAUAAAAUAAAACGAUGUAAACAAUUAAUUGAACAAGGUAUUCAAGAAAAAAAACUUCCAAUAUUUUCAAAAUUUACUAAAUUUCAAAUGAAAACAGAACAUGAUUAUUUACAUAUUAUUGAUCAAAAUAAUUCUGAUAUAUCAUUAAUAAAUGAACAAAUAACAUUAACUGAUAUUUUUCAUCAAUUUGAUACAAUUACAUUACGUGGUCGUACAAGUAUUGAUCGAUAUCUUAAUAUUCAACGAGCAAAAGAACUUGCUCAAUAUUCACAAAUUGAAAAUGAACAACAAUCAAUAACAAUGAAAAAUAUUCCAUUUAAUCAUCAACAAGGAUUAAAUUCAUCACAUAUUGUUGAAAUAUCACACGUAUCUAAUCGAACUGGUGUACACAUCCUUCCAAAAGGUAAUGAUUCAAUAAAACAAAUUCAACCAAUACAAAAAUAUCGUACAUCAUCUAUAAAAUAUGAUGGAAAACACAUGAUAUUUCCUCAUAUUCAUCGACCUUCAUUAUCUCAAGCUAUAUCUCAAAAUCAAGAUCAAACACCUCCAACAUCAUUAUCUGGAUCAAAUAUUUCAGAAAUACCAAUUAAAUUAAAUGAACAAUUAAAUUAUUCUUCUACGAAUUCUACAACUAUUGUUCAAACAACUCCAAUAUUAAUCGAUCCAAAUCUUAAACUUGAAAAUUUACAUAUGCGUAGAGUAGUUCCUAUUGGAACUGUACUUCGUCUAGAAGAAAAAUCAAAUUCAAAUCUUCCAUUAAAUGAACUUCAUUUAAUAACAGAUGGUAAUCAUAGUACAUUUUCAUUAAUUGCUAAUCGACAACGAAAAAAUUCUUAUACAUCACGUAAAAGAAAAUUACCACGUGAUCUUGAAUUAAGUAAUGAUUUAUAUACAAUUACUAAUCAAAAUUCAUUACGUCAUAAUUAUACAAAUAAUGCAAUAUCUACAAUUUCUUCAUUUUCUCAAUGUUAA